Molecule: messenger RNA, 1089 nt
Organism: Psilocybe cubensis
Lineage: Eukaryota; Fungi; Basidiomycota; Agaricomycetes; Agaricales; Agrocybaceae
Exons: 5
Coding region: 1-1089 (362 amino acids)
Source: RefSeq, a predicted model, not a curated record
AUGCCACCCCCACCCUCGCCCAUUAUAUUCGCCCCUAACUUUCUAGAAGCUUAUAGGGCGUCCAUAGGGACCGAUUUUAUUGUAGGGGCACUGAGUGUUUUCAUCUGGGAUGUUCUCUACAACCUUUGGGCAGACUAUCAAAUUAUCCGCCUGCAUGGUAUUAACUUCCCUACCAUGGUUUAUUUUCUCUCUAGGGUGUCAACACUUGGAUUCACAUUAAUGGGAGCCAUUGUUAUAUCCAUGCCGGUAAAGGAUUGUCACAGCUUCCAGCAAGGAAUUCUGGCGCUUUACGUGAUCCUCAUCUCAAGUACAAUGUUGCUCUCAUACUUCAGAGUCUGCGCUGUUUGGGCUAAGAACUACUAUAUCAUUGGCAUUUACCUCCUCCUAUGGCUUACCGGCGUCGCUGGCUCGCUCACGGUAUUUAGCGGCCUGCCAUUCACGCACUUGGAAGGAUCCCCAUAUUGCCUCGAAUUUGUCCUGCACGGCUUCGUAGCAGCAGCCGUUUUUGCACCCACGAUUAACCAUGUCCUCGUAUUCUUUGCGAUAGCAUACGGAGUCUGCAAAGCACAUAUACUUGCGACCCACCAAAAACUAUCAAUUAGCUCGAGCUACCGGGUAUUUUUCUUCGGGGACUCCCUACCCGCAUUCUCAAAAACAAUGUUGCAGGCGAGCCAACUGUGCUAUCUAGUUGCUGUUCUUUCCGGAACAACGGCAGUGAUAUGGUUCUAUGUAUACGCCUCCGACCCUAAUUAUCGACUUGCAAUAUUUGUCCCUUACGCUGUGAUAGUAAACAUUAUGUUCAGCUGGGUCUUCCGCUCUGCCAAGCUUACAUCUGGUACGAUGCCCAACGGCGUGCCAUCUCCAGCUGUAAACCCAUAUCCGACCGCAAUGCAAACACGACGCAACGAGUUUGAAAUGACGCGAACGGACAACAGUGAAGGAUUGAGUAGAUACCCUAGCUUGCCGAUACAGAUAGAAGUAAACAGAGUGGUUGAUCUGAAGGGAGAUAUGACACCUGAUGGGCACAGUGAAAGGAAACCAACGGGGACAGUAGACUACAUAAAGUUUGGCACUGGUAGUGUAGAAUAG